GCGCGCCCGUGCGAGCUCUCGGUGCAGGACCUCAACGACCUGCUCUCGGACGGCAGCGGCUGCUACAGCCUCCCGAGCCAGCCCUGCAACGAGGUCACCCCCCGGAUCUACGUGGGCAACGCGUCCGUGGCUCAAGACAUCCCCAAGCUGCAGAAACUGGGCAUCACCCACGUCCUGAACGCUGCCGAGGGCAGAUCCUUCAUGCAUGUCAACACCAAUGCCAGCUUCUACCAGGACUCCGGCAUCACCUACUUGGGCAUCAAGGCCAAUGACACGCAGGAGUUCAACCUCAGCGCCUUCUUCGAAAAGGCCGCAGACUUCAUUGACCAGGCUCUGGCACAAAAGAAUGGCCGGGUCCUUGUCCACUGCCGCGAGGGUUACAGCCGCUCCCCGACUCUCGUCAUCGCCUACCUCAUGCUGCGGCAGAGGAUGGACGUCAAGUCAGCCCUGAGCAUCGUGAGGAAGAGCCGUGAGAUUGGCCCCAAUGAUGGCUUCCUGGCCCAACUCUGCCACCUCAAUGACAGGCUAGUCAAGGAGGGGAAAUUGUAACCCGGGCCUUCUCCCGCCUCUCCCGCGGAGGCCGACAGGGGAGGCCCCGGGGGAGUGGCCCCAGCCGCCAUGUUUAGGAAUCACAGUGUACCCUACUCUUAGCAUCACCAGCCACUUGCCACCGCCCCCCUCAGGAGCACAUAAAGUCGCUGGCUGAGAAGCCGCCCUCUG
Molecule: messenger RNA, 720 nt
Organism: Echinops telfairi (small Madagascar hedgehog)
Lineage: Eukaryota; Metazoa; Chordata; Mammalia; Afrosoricida; Tenrecidae
Gene: DUSP3
Product: dual specificity phosphatase 3
Exons: 3
Biological process (GO): negative regulation of MAPK cascade; protein dephosphorylation
Cellular component (GO): cytoplasm
Molecular function (GO): MAP kinase phosphatase activity; protein tyrosine/serine/threonine phosphatase activity
Source: RefSeq, a predicted model, not a curated record